Molecule: messenger RNA, 2929 nt
Organism: Pararge aegeria (speckled wood butterfly)
Lineage: Eukaryota; Metazoa; Arthropoda; Insecta; Lepidoptera; Nymphalidae
Gene: Gprk2
Product: G protein-coupled receptor kinase 2
Exons: 13
Coding region: 462-2309 (615 amino acids)
Biological process (GO): regulation of signal transduction; signal transduction; protein phosphorylation
Cellular component (GO): cytoplasm
Molecular function (GO): G protein-coupled receptor kinase activity; ATP binding
Source: RefSeq, a predicted model, not a curated record
UUGUGGUCAUCCGUGAUCCGUCAUUUGUAGCGUAUCGCCAUCCCGUCGUCAAUAAUUACGAUCCCGGGGCGUGUUCUUUAUUUCAGGACUGAAAUAAACUUUACGUUUAAUCCCGCUAAUUUAACUUAUACACAAGUUUCAAUCAAUUUCCGAGUGAUAGAACUGAAAUGCGAGUUUUAUGAACUCGUCACACGCCCCUCAGAGAUCGUGAACUUUUGAGUGUAAACUAGUGUUUUGUGCGUCUACGUUUUCGAGUAACUAUAGUUUUUGUCGGCAUAAGUUAAUCUGUGUAGUGUUAUUAGCCAGUGUUAGAGCUGAUGGUGUGCAGUGUUGAGUUUAGUGUGAGAUUUCUCGUAGUACAUUGAUGGGCCGCUUGCACGCGGGUAAGGCGGCAGAGAGGCCGCAUCGGCGGGUCACAGCUUCCCGGAGAGUUCAAAUUAAAAUCCGUCAACCUGGAACUGAUGGAAUUAGAAAAUAUCGUGGCCAACACUGUCUACUUGAAAGCCAGAGAGGGCGGUUCCGAUAGCAAUAAGGGCAAGAGCAAGAAGUGGCGGAAGAUCCUGCAGUUUCCUCACAUAUCGCAAUGCUUAGAUAUAAAAACAAAAAUAGAUGUAAACUACGAUUAUGUGGUGGAUCAGCAGCCGAUCGGGAAGCUGCUCUUCCGCCAGUUUUGCGAGCGGAACCGUCCUCAGUACCACAAGCACAACAGCUUCUUAGAUGCGUUCUUGGAUCGAUUGCAGGCGGAGAGGUACGAAGUGGAGCUGGACGAGACGCGCACCGCCCUCGCGGCCGAGGUGUUCGGCCUUUACCUGAAGGCUGAGGAUGCGGACGCCGUCACCGACGUGGUCUCCCCGACCGUGGUGGAAGAUGCGAGCAAGCUGCUUGAGGCCGGCUCCAAAGACAUAUUCAGUGAGUGCAUACGAUGUGUGAAGAGUUUCCUGGCGGGCAUCCCGUUCGCGGAGUUCGAGCGCUCGAUGUACUUCCACCGGUACCUGCAGUGGAAGUGGCUGGAGGCGCAGCCGAUCACCCAGAACACCUUCCGUAUGUACCGCGUGCUCGGCAAGGGUGGCUUCGGAGAAGUUUGCGCGUGCCAGGUCCGUGCGACAGGCAAAAUGUACGCGUGCAAAAAACUAGAAAAGAAAAGGAUAAAGAAGCGCAAAGGCGAGGCGAUGGUGUUGAUAGAGAAGCAAAUCCUACAGCGAAUCAACUCGCGCUUCGUCGUAAACUUGGCCUACGCGUACGAGACCAAGGACGCCUUGUGUCUCGUGCUCACAAUCAUGAACGGUGGCGAUCUCAAGUUCCACAUCUACAACAUGUGUGGAGCAGAUACAGGUUUGGGUCUGGAGCGGUCACGAUUCUACGCGGCCCAGGUCGCUUGCGGUUUAGAACAUCUGCACAAAAUGGGCAUAGUUUAUAGGGAUUGUAAGCCGGAAAACAUUCUAUUGGAUGACGCGGGUCACGUGAGAAUAUCGGAUCUUGGUCUCGCUGUGGAUGUACCCGAAGGAGGAAGCGUUCGCGGCAGGGUCGGUACCGUCGGCUAUAUGGCUCCAGAGGUUAUAGACAACGAGCGGUACACGUUCAGCCCCGACUGGUUCUCGUUCGGGUGCCUCGUGUACGAAAUGAUCGAGGGUAGAGCGCCUUUCCGCGCGAGGAAGGAGAAGGUCAAGCGAGAUGAGGUCGACCGCAGGGUCAAGCACGAGCAAGAGAAGUACUCGAGUAAGUUCAGCGAGUGCGCGCGUGCUCUGUGCUCCGCGCUGCUGGCCAAGGCACCGGCGGCACGGCUGGGUGCGGGCACCGCGGGGCGCCGGGGGGCAGCACAUGUUAAGGCGCACCGGUUCUUCACUCGGCUCAACUGGGCGAGGCUGGAAGCCGGCAUGGUGGUUGCGCCAUUCGUACCUGAUCCGCAUGCGGUUUACGCGAAGGACGUUUUGGACAUCGAGCAGUUCUCCACCGUGAAGGGGGUCGCCCUGGACGCGGGAGACGACACCUUCUACGGCAAAUUCAACACCGGCUCCGUCAGUAUCCCCUGGCAGAGGGAGAUGAUUGAGACCGGAUGUUACACCGAGCUGAACCUCUUCACACCAGAUGAUGAAGGCAAGGAGAGCCGGACGGCUGAUCUGCAGCUGGUGCCCACCGAUGAGGUGCAGGAGGAGGAGACGGGCUGUUUCAUGUUUGCUAGACGGGUGCUCUGCCCCCAGAAGAAGAUCCCAGCGCGACUCCGCCCCGUACACGUGCCGGACCACUUACUGCGGCCCUCGUCCCCGCCGCCCCCGGACCCCGCGCCCCCGGUCCCCGCCCCCGCCAGCUGACCACACUCGCCACGCGACCCAACGCACAACACUACCGAUGGGUAAGCUGGUAUGCCAUGUAGGGAGGUCCUGCGAGAUUAAUGGGCGCCUAGUACCCCGAGUGGAAGUCUUUAACUGAAAACUAGUAAUCAGAAGACCGAUAAUUGAUAUUUUCUACCUACGUUUAUCUAUAUAGUUCGCUUGAAAUUUAACUAAAAUAAAACGGCGCAAUCUAGCGACAGUACUGUUUCCCAAUAACUAGAUGGCGCUUCUGCCAUACCAUAUAAAUCGUAGUUAACUUUCACGCGAUCGAAUAACUUAACGCUGGUAGAAAAUCCCACAAUUGGCACCACAUGCUCGGAACCGAUUUCAUUCACUGGUUAAAUUAAUAACAGAUUAAAAAUAUUGAUCUUCGUUUUAUCUGUUAAUUGAUUGGACGAUUUGUAAGGAACUGAUUUGUAACCUUCAAUUUCGAUUUCGUUUAUUUAACCGGUUUAAUGGGGCAAGCGAAAUCGAAAAUGCGUCACGUUUUUGUCUAAAAUCGCAGCAAAAAUCGUUUAAAGCAUAAUUAAUGCUAGACCGUGGCGGGAACGUGCCUCGUAUGAGUACAGACUUGAUAAAAAACUUUACGAUUUUUUUAA